This is a messenger RNA of Leucoraja erinaceus (little skate), 8506 nucleotides long. RefSeq names its product transient receptor potential cation channel, subfamily V, member 4 (gene trpv4). Gene Ontology annotation, cellular component: membrane; cilium. The transcript has 16 exons. The record is from RefSeq and is a predicted model, not a curated record. Bases 771 to 3401 code for a protein of 876 amino acids. Gene Ontology annotation, biological process: actin filament organization; calcium ion import across plasma membrane; osmosensory signaling pathway. NCBI's taxonomy places the organism in Eukaryota, Metazoa, Chordata, Chondrichthyes, Rajiformes, Rajidae. Gene Ontology annotation, molecular function: protein binding; calcium channel activity.
CAGCACUAGUCCCACCUGCCAGCGCUUGGUCCAUAUCCUGUCCUUUCCAUGUACCUGUCCAACUGUUUCUUAAACGAUGGGAUAGUCCCAGCCUCAACUACCUCCUCUGGCAGCUUGUUCCAUACACCCACCACCCUCUGUGUGGAAAAGCUACCCCUCGGGUUCCUAUUAAAUCUUUUCCCCUUCGCCUUGAACCCAUGUCCUCUGGCCCUCGAUUCCCCUACUCUGGGCAAAAGACUCUGUAUGUGCUGUAUCUACCGGAUCUAUUCCUCUCUCGUGAUGUUGUGUAUUCAUAAACUAAGCAGCAUUUGCAGCAAAGACCUUAUCGCAGAGCCUCCGCUGUGGGAGCUUUGAUUUGCAGUUCCUUCCUGAAACUUCAGUGGGAAGGGGAGGGGAGGAGAGGGCACAGGCGAGACGGAGCCAGCAAAUCAGGCUCAAUCCUUGCAAAGGUCUCGCUGGCUGUGACGCUCGGUAAAACCAACUCCAGGAGGUGUGAUCGGGAAAAGUCUGCAGAGAAGCCAAAACGAUACAAAAAUUUGGAAGCGAGCGGCGCACCGUGGGGACAACUUGCCCACAGCUAAGGGGGACAAAGAAAAUCAUCGGAGAUGUUUUUGAAUUGAAAUCCAAUGGGUCUUCAAGCCGGUGGAUUCUAUCGUCUGGACCUGCCGUGAGCGAGAGGGAGUCGAGAUAGUUUCAAGUCAAGGUUCCCCUCCCGUCCCGCCGGCUCCAGGGAGACAGACCACUGGAUCUACACCCCCUCUCAGGUGGCGAUGGCGGAGAAUGAGGGUAAAGAUUGUGGGAGACUGCGCCACAGUGGGCUGGAGAGCGUGAAUGAAGAUGGCUUCCCCCUGUCCUCUCUGGCGAACCUGUUUGAGAAUGACGAGGCCAGCGCUGCUGGGGAGGCCCAGCGGCCCUCGGGCCGGGACAACGGCGAGAACAACAAGCCGAACCUGAGGUCCAAGUUCCAAGGCGCGUUCAAGAACAGGAUGCCCAACCCCAUUGACCUGCUGGAGUCUUCCAUCUACGACUCCUCCAUGCCCAGCAUGGCUCCCGCCCCUAAAAAGGCCCCCAUGGAUUCGCUGUUUGACUAUGGAUCUUACCGGCACGGCAGCGAUGACAAGAGGAAGAAGAAGAAACCAGCUAAAGAUAAGAACAGUCCGAAGGUGAAGGCCCCCGCUCCAGAGCCGCCGCCAGUGCUGAAGGUGUUUAACCGGGCGCUUCUGUUCGACAUCGUGUCUCAGGGGUCAGUGGCCGGGCUCGACGGGCUGCUCGUCUUCCUCCUGAGUCAGAAGAAGCGUCUGGUAGACGAGGAAUUUCGAGAACCAUCAACAGGGAAGACUUGCUUACCCAAGGCGCUGUUGAACCUAACCCACGGGAGGAACAACACCAUACCGCUGUUGCUGGAAAUAGCAGAAAAGACAGGGAACCUCCCCGAGUUCAUCAAUGUACCGUUCCGGGAUGUGUACUACAGAGGCCAGACCGCACUGCACAUUGCCAUCGAGCGGCGCUGCAAGCAUUACGUGGAGCUGCUGGUUGAAAAGGGAGGGGAUGUCCAUGCGCAGGCUCGUGGGAAGUUCUUCCAGCCCAAGGAUGAGGGCGGAUAUUUCUACUUUGGCGAGUUACCUCUGUCUCUGGCUGCUUGCACCAACCAGCCCGACAUCGUCAACUACCUCACUGAAAACCCAGACAAGGUCGCGGAUUUGCGGAGGCAGGACUCCCGCGGAAAUACCGUGCUCCACGCACUGGUCGCCAUUGCCGACAACACCAGGGAGAACACCAAGUUCCUGACGAAAAUGUACGACCUGUUCCUCAUCAAAUGUGCCAAGACCUACCCGGAGAGCAACUUGGAGGCGAUUUUAAACAACGAUGGCUUAUCGCCCCUCAAGAUGGCAGCAAAGCUCGGAAAGAUCGGGGUUUUCCAGCACAUCAUCCGGAGGGAGAUAACGGAUGAGAGUGCCCGGCACCUCUCCCGCAAAUUCCGAGACUGGGUGUACGGGCCAGUGUACUCUUCGCUGUACGAUCUCUCAGCGAUAGACACGUGCGGUGAAGAGGUCUCGCUCCUGGAGAUCCUGGUCUACAACGGGAAGAUGGAGAAUCGUUACGAAAUGUUGGCAGUGGAACCAAUCAACGAACUAUUCCGUGAUAAAUGGAAGAAGUUUGCAGCUGUAUCCUUCUACCUCAGUGUUAUAUCCUACAUCACAGCCAUGAUCAUAUUCACCCUCAUUGCAUACUACAGACCAUCAGAAGGCCAACCUCCUUAUCCAUACGAGACCUCCGUAGACUACCUGCGAAUGGCGGGCGAGCUCAUCACUGUCAUCACGGCCAUCUUCUUUUUCUUCACGAACGUCAAGGAUCUAUUCCUGAAGAAAUGCCCAGGAAUGAAUUCCAUGUUCAUCGAUGGAUCAUUCCAGUUACUUUAUUUUAUUUAUUCCAUCCUGGUGUUGGUGUCGGCAGGACUGUACGUGGCUGGUGAGGAGUCCUAUCUUGCUGUAAUGGUGUUUGCUCUGGUCUUAGGCUGGAUAAACACACUCUACUUCACCAGGGGUCUGAAGCUUACCGGGACCUACAGCAUUAUGAUACAGAAGAUUCUGGUCAAAGAUCUUUUCCGGUUUCUUCUCGUCUAUGUGCUGUUCAUGAUUGGUUUCACAUCGGCCCUGGUCUCCCUGUUGAUGACUUGUCCCAGCGAUGACGUCACCCUUCAGACUUGUGACAUAACGUCAGAUUCACCAAACUGCACCAGUUCGACCUACCCCAUCUGUCGGGACAACCUAUCGUUCAGCAAGUUCCUGCUGGAGCUGUUCCGACUCACCAUUGGCAUGGGCGACCUGGACGUCAUCAACAGUGCCAAGUUUCCCAUUGUCUUUGUCAUCCUCCUCGUCUCCUACAUCAUCCUGACGUUCGUUCUGCUGCUCAACAUGUUGAUUGCCUUGAUGGGUGAAACUGUGGGUCAGGUCUCGAAGAAGAGCAAGCAAAUCUGGAGGCUUCAGUGGGCCACAACAAUCCUGGACAUUGAGAGAUCAUUCCCAGUGUUCCUGAGGAAAGCAUUCCGUUCGGGAGAGAUGGUCACUGUCGGGAUCAAUUCUGACGGCACUCCGGACCGCAGAUGGUGCUUCAGGGUGGAUGAGGUUAAUUGGUCUCACUGGAACCAAAACGUUGGCAUCAUUAACGAAGACCCAGGCAGGAAUGACACCUACCAGUUCGAAAGCGGCAUUCCACAAACCAUGGGCCGGCUACGUCGAGACCGCUGGUCAACUGUGGUCCCUCGAGUUGUGGAGCUGAAUAAAAGUUCCCGACCUGACGAUUACGUGGUGGGGAUGGAGCAUCUGUCGAUGGAGAGGAAGUAUGGAUACAGCAGUUUACACCAGAACAAACGGGGGCCAAAGGGCGACACACACAUUUAAAGCAACGGCCGGAGCCUGUACUCCAUGUUCUGACGGAUGCUGGAAGUGAACUCAUUCACCAAGCCAGAAUCAAAUUCAAACUUAGUAGGAAGGGGCCCUUGCGUUUACUAUUGAUUGCCACAAAAUGCACUCUGUCCUUUUUUUGUGAUCGGUACACAUUUUGUGACUGUCCAGAGUAUCUUGGAAGUAUUCACUGUCUACUCCAGGCUGUUGUGCAGCCAUUCCCCAUUCUGCUGAAACAUCGCUGGGCCAGAGUCUCGAUGAAAUAUGAAUGCUUCCACCUCUCUGGGUUCUCGAUGGGGUGUAAUUGGGCCACAGGUAUUGUAAUUAUAACACCAGAAACGAAAGUAAGACCCUCAUGUAGGUUUCAAUAAGUUGAUGGCUGAUUAGUCAGAUGAAGGGUCUCGACCCGAAGAGUCACCUAUUUCCUUCGACCCAUAGAUGCUGCCUCACCCGCUGAGUUUCUCCAGCGUUUUUGUCUAGCGCUGAUUAGCGGCACUUUUCUUGAUUCCCUCUAUAUCUAAAACACGCCUUUCAAAAUAAUCCCAGUAGCUGCACUUUGGAUGAAGAACCUUCUCCUUGUCUUUGUCUUAUACGAGUUGGAAAUCGUAUAAGGCCCCCCUAGUUUCAUCACUUGUGCCAAAGUUUAUUGCAAACUGGAGCCAUUUUGGUCACAGACAUUUUGGCCAUUUUUCCAGAAUAAUUGGAUAAAAUUGCUAAACAUAAUGCGGAGUGCAGUUUUAAAUUGGUCUUCUAGUGGGACACUUUUGCCUGUGAUUUUGAUUCUUACAAUGCAUUCCACCGAUCACUUAAAAAUAUGUGCUAUAAUUUAUUAUAUCUGAGUGAAAAGGGAAUCUCGGUUCAGAACAAGUUCAUUUUUUUUUCUGCGCGAAAACCCGGUAUUUAAAUAAGUGUUGAUUCUUUUUAUUUUUCCUCAAUAGUUUAGUUCAAAGGACUUUACUGGCACUUGUAGGGUGCAUUCGUGUUAUUGAGUGAAUGGUGUUGUGUGUUAGGGACGCUUGCUGUCAGCAGCAAAUACUGUGUCUGAAGAAGGGACUCGACCCGAAACGUCAUCCAUUCCUUCUCUGCAGAGAUGCUGCCUGUCCCGUUGAGUUACUCCAGCACUUUGUGUUUAUCUUCUGGUUUAAAGCAGCAUCUGCAGUUACUACCUACGCAAAUACUUGGGGUCUUAGGGUUAAAGGAAUCAAGGGAUAUGGGGAAAAAAGCAGGAACGGGGUACUGAAGUAGGGUUUCGGCCCGAAACAUUGCCUAUUUCCUUCGCUCCAUACAUGCUGCUGCACUCGCUGAGUUUCUCCAGCACUUUUGUCUACCUACUGAUUUUAGAUGAUCAGCCAUGAUAUUGAAUGGCGGUGCUGACUCGAAGGGCCGAAUGGCCUGCUCCUGCACCUAUUUUCUAUAUAAAUUCUUAAGGAUUUGACCAUGUCUCAGACCUUUCACACUCCAGGGCAAUUUGAGGUAUCGGUUUGAAUGUCUCAUCAGAUCAAAAGAUAUAAGUGCAGAAUUAGAUCAUUCAGCCCAGCAAGUCUACUCUGUCAUUCAAUCAUGGUUGAUCUAUCUUUCCCUCUCAACCCCAUUCUCCUGCAGGAUGCCAAGUUAAAUUGAUCUCAUCUGCCUGUACAUGAUUCAUAUCACCACCUCUAGCAGUGUGUGCCUGGCUCACACCACUGCCCCGCACAUCUGCAUUAAAUGGUCUCCUUCUCAUCUUAUAGCUAAGCCCCCUAGUGUUGGAUAUAUCCACCCUAGGAAAAAGGUUCUACCUGAUCUAUGCCUCUCAUAAUUGUAUAUACCGUUAUAAAGUAUCCCCUUACGCUUGUGAGUCCUUAGCUUCAGAUUAAAUUUGUGUGAGGUUUUGAUUAGGCACUUGGUUUGACCUCUAACUUUAAGGAUUUUAAUCCAAUUUCAUUGUACUAUCAGCCUGUGAACUGCAUUAUUGUUAAUGAAUAUUAUAUUUUAAAUAUUAGCAAAGAAAUAGAGUUAUUUGAAAAGAGAAGCAUUCUGUCAGCCCAUACCAGAAUUAUAGCAAGUCCUGUCCGGAAACAUAUGAUGUUUGAUCUAGAUCAAUACUGGGGUUACUCUGAAGAUAGACACAAAACGGUGGAGUAACUCAGCGGGUCAGGCAGCAUCUCUGGAGAGAAGGAAUGGGUGACGUUUCGGGUCGAGACCCUUCUUCAGGCUGAGAGUCAGGGGAGAGGGUCUAUCUCUAUCCCUUUCCGCCCUCUAGGGUUAUCCAGCAGCUGCUUAGAUUCAGGGUUGUUUGAGUUUCCCGAGCUUUUGCCAAGGUUUGGGUCUCUGGGAUAGGACGCAAUGACUUAUAAGUGGCUGCAAGGUGCAGGAGACACCGACUGUGUGAAGAGAUUAAAGCAUUAUUUAUUUCACAACCAUUCAACCCCAGCCAGGCCACAGUACUGAUAAUCAGUAUUACUAGCUACUUAGUAAUACCUCGGGUUAGUUGUCAUUUGUUUUCUCUGGAGGGAAAGUGUAACUCUAAAAUUAGAACUAGUAUUAAAAUAGCGAGGUGGCACGUCGGUAGAGUCGCUGCCUCACAGCGCCAAAGACCCGAGUUCGAUCCUGACUGCGGGUGCUGCCUGCACAAAGUUUGCACGUUCUCCCUGUGACCGCGUGGGUUUUCUCCAGGUGCUCCGGUUUCCUCCCACACUCCAAAGGCAUGAAGGUUUGUCGGUUCACAAAAACAGCUGGAGUAACUCAGCGGGUUUCUCCAGCUUUUUUGUCUACCUUCGAUUUUCCAGCAUCUGCAGUUCCAAAGGUUUGUAGGUUAAUUGGCUUCGGUAAAAAUUGUAAAUUGUCCAUGAUUUAUAGGAUAGUACUAAGUGUACGGGUUGAUCGCUGGUCGGUGCGGACUUGGUGGGCCGCUGGGCGAGUUUACGCGCCGUAUCUCUAAACCAAACAAUGUUAUUCAUGAAUGUACUUGCACAAGUGGUUGUGGAAAUCAGGCACUACACAAGGGGGUGGACAAUGGAUCAAUUAACAUUUUCAACAUGAUUGUGAAAAUAAGGAUUGAGAUUAACAUGGCAGUAAAGUUGAGGUGUAGGUCAAAGGUGAUUUAUCAGAAUAUUGAAAGAGGCAUUAAUAGUUUCCUCCAGUUAACUUGGUGUGCAACGUAUUAUGUGAUUACGUAUGUUAUUACUGGAGCAGAAUUGGGUUGAAUGAUUUACAAAGUUGAAAUGAUCAUGAAUUUCUAUUUCAUCAAAUGUUAUUGAAGUUUUGGAAAGAUUGGGCUGGCACUUUGAAUUUAAGUUAAGUCACGUUAAUAUAUAACUAGAUUUACAGAGGAGUUAUUAUCACGUGGGGCAUUAGCUGGAGAUUGUUAACCCAAUUAAAAUAUAGGUCCUCAUUGUCAAAUCCAGAUGAACAUGUCUAACUAAAGCCUUGACCUUCAAACAUUCCCUGCUUAAUGACCAAUUUAUAUGUUGAAUCUAUUUUAUUGUUAUGUAUUGAAAAAAUUAUAAACAUGUUGUUAUCUAGAUAUAAACCUAUAAUAUAAAACAUCACGAUGUGUUGCACUGCAGAGUAAAUGUAUAUUGAGUCAAAUGUAAUAUUUAUGUAUCUACAGAAUUGCACGUUUCAUUCAUCAGUGCCAAAGAUUGUUGUUCUGUACGUAGACUUUACAGCUCAGAAGAUGCAUCCGAUAUUUAUAAUAGAGUUUUUAACCAUUUUUAAAAAACAACCAUCUUCCGUGUGGACUCCCUUAUAUUGCCAAGUGUAAACUUCACUGGAUAUAGAUCAAGUAGCCCUUGCAUCCCCUCUCUCUCCGUCCCUCUCACUCCAGUCAGCGUACUAGUUUCACUGCCAUCUGCUGUUCACUGUUUGUAUUACUCAUUAUCACCCCCCUCCCCACAGCCAACAAUGGACCAUUGUGGACUCCACCUUUCCUUGAUCAUCGUUGCUGGCUUUGAUCUGCCUUUUUUUUCCAUAUAUUUUAUUAAUUUGUUCGAUGUCUCUCUUUUUUCAUAUCUCUCAGUUCCUUCUUCCCUGACUCUCAGCCCAAAGAAGGGUCUCGACCCGAAAUGUUUUGUUUUUGAGAAAACGUAUUUGUUGUCUCCAGAGCCGCUGAGUUCUUCCAGCUUUUUGUGUCUGUCUUCCUUAGAUUCAAUCCCUUGUUCACAAUGAGCCAUCUGCACAUUUGCAAAGAUUCUCAGGGGUGUGAGUGGGAGUGGGAGUGGGAGUGGGAGAGGGUGCCCCAAACACAAAGAGCAUGUGUGGAUGUGAAUGAGUGGCCAGUUCAAACUCGUCUCUGAAGACGGGCAUAGUCUAUAAUUUGGUUCAUUUUUUCACAUUUCCACGCAUUGCGUCCUUUACUUAAGAACCUUCAGCCCUGUUGUAUAUCCACACAGUUCAAUUAAAUUAUUUAAAAAUAAUGUGUCAAUUUAAUUUAGUAGUCAGUCUGAAGAAGGCUCCCGACCCGAAACAUCGCCUAUCCAUGUUCUGCAGAGAGACUUUCUGACCCGCUGAGUUUCUCCAGCAUUUUGUCCUUCCUGGGUCAGCCAGCAUCUGCAGUUCCUUGUUUCUACUCUAAUUUAAUGUCAAGCAGUGUUAUUCUACCUCAAGGACAUUGCUGGAAAUGGGACUUACAGUAUUUGAACAGCAAAGCCAUUGAGAUUGUUAAUGGGAAGAAUGGAUUUCGAAGAGGAUAAACGUAUCGAAAAGAUUAGCCCCAAAAAAAAUCCAGUAGUCAUAGAUUAUGUCAUAAUGGCUUGGUUCAAUUGUUCAAGUCAAAGAAUUAGGGAGUGUCGUUCCAUGAUCUUGGUUGAUUAGGACUUUUUAAAAUGUAUAUUGAGGAGCUAAUUGUACUCACAGCACGAAUAUCACAUCUUUGAGGGAAGUGAGGGGGAGUGAUCUGUACAUUAGUAUGAAGCUGGUUAAAAUCUAUAAGGUCAGAAUUAUAAAAUGCAUUUUGCUGAUCCAAAGUAUAACAUGCCUAGUGAUCAGUGUCCAUUUUUGAAUAAUGUUGGUUGGAAACCCUCCAUGUAAAGUUCAGGGACUCGCUGCUCAUUUUGUUGAAGUGAGCACACACUUUGUAACCAAGUUUUCAAUCCAGCAUUUCUAAUAAAAUAUUUUUUUCAUGA